Messenger RNA from Drosophila navojoa, 1979 nucleotides. Its product is annotated as transmembrane protein 209. Gene Ontology annotation, cellular component: membrane. Lineage: Eukaryota; Metazoa; Arthropoda; Insecta; Diptera; Drosophilidae. The record is from RefSeq and is a predicted model, not a curated record.
UAUUUUUUGCAAAAUAUGAAUUUCUCUGGCAAUAAAUGCUCCCCAAGUUUACGCAGCCCUGUUGCCCAAAAACAGCAAAGCCGGCAACUGUCUCGCAUCAAUGUGCAGGAAAGCUUGGAGCAUCGCCAGAAACGUGUAGAGGCCAGAAACUAUUUGAAAUGGGGUUUUAUUAACGUAGUUUUGUUGACAUUGAUCUGUGCCGAUCUGUGGCAAACAUGCCUCUCGAUGCGCGAAACCCUAUGGUAUCAAGUCGAAUUCUCAGUUGCCGUUUGCAUCUCCCUCAGCGUCGCCGCUUGUGUUGGAAAAUAUUUUUGGUGGCUCUGCAUUGACAGCACACCACUGUGCGUAACGGAAGUGCAACGGUGUCUGCUGGACGAAGGAAAUGAUAAUACCUUUCCAUGCGCAAAGAAUCUGUCAAAGCCGAGUGCGUGUGCUCCGGAAUAUGACGAUCUCCCAGGACCCAUUAUCAAUUGGCACUCUUCAUUCGAAGACUCCCGCUGGAACUCGCAGUCGGCUCGCCGCAGUGUUAGUCCAACGCGCAGCCCGCUUCAGCAAAGAACGAAGCAACAGCAACAGUUCCAUCAGUCCUACAAUCGCUCCAUGGGCAAUCAAUCUCACAAUCGCUCCAUGGGCAAUCAAUCCCACAAUCGCUCCAUGGACAAUCAAUCCCUCAAUUGCUCCAUGGGCAAUCAUUCCUACAAUCGCUCCAUGGUUGGAAAUAGCUCGCUCAAUGCCACCAAUGUGAGCAACGACUCCGUCUACAUGUCGCCCUAUGCGGAAGUUUGUCGCGACGAUUUUCCCACUGACGUGCGAAAGCUGCCCGCAUUGAUGCGAAGGGCAGAGCUGGAGAGGGAGCGUAGCUAUGCCGAAAUGGCAGAUACAUCAACGAUGCAGAACAUGGGCGCAACCAAUUCGUUUUGGAACUAUUGCAAUAAUGCUGCCUUUAUGCUGAAGCGUACCAUCUAUCAAUUGGCACCAGCGCCAGUGCCCUCCACAGAGAAUGCGCCCUCGUCCAUCGAAGACUUUGGCAUUGUUCCAUUCAAGGAUAGCAACUCGGAGGUCAUCAAGCACAUCUCAACUGCUAAGCUGACGCAGUAUAUAAGCAAUCUCAGAUAUUGGAUCUCGACGACCAUAUUGCAGCGCCUAGUCAAGCAGAUUGAUAACAUGGACGAAAUCUUUCGUCAGCGUGGCCUUAGCGACUUCAAGAUUGGCGCCGUGGGUCUCGAACGCUUGCGCAAGAUGGCAGAGAAUCAGCAAUUCGUGCAGAGCUGCGCGCCCAUGCUACCGCUGCUGUUUCCAUUUCUAGACACCUUCACCAAUCAAGAGUAUCUGGUCCAGCGCAUUAGAGAUCUUGCGGAGGGCUCUUGCAUGGGCGACUAUCGCUGGAACUCGGGCGAUUCGUACAAAGGCAAAGUGUGGGGCACCCAUCUGCCCACAGACGCAGCAAUAGUGUUCCAUCUGUUCUGCGUUUACUUUGACAGCCAAUUGAUGCCACUGCCGCAGGGUGGCGGCCGUCCCUUCUACUCACGCUAUGUGCUUAUACGCGAGGAGAAACGCUCCACCAAAGAGAUUAUAAAAGCUGUUAAUAACAAGGCCCACUGCGCCAUACUCGUGACGAACAUUCAGCUGAAGCCGAAGUUCAAUUUCAUCAGCGAAAAGGAGCUGCACAAUUGCGCCAAUGAUCGCAACAAUUUGUUUUAUGUUAUCAUACAGUUCCUGAUUUAUAUGCGCAGCCAUCAGGAAUCGAUGCUCGAAGGCGUCAAUUUGGGCAAGAGCGGCAUUAACAUAAUGUGCGUAAUCGGAGACUGAACAACUAGCUAGAUAGAGACAUUUAUAGGCAUUUCUGGACUUGGCCGGUGUAGUGGCAUGACCGGCACACCCACACACACACAACUAAAAAAAUUUAUAAUUAUUUAUAUAUGUACGUUUAUUGUUACACUGGCUGGACAAGCCAUAGCACCGCAUAUUGAACUAUUAAA